Toxotes jaculatrix (banded archerfish) is the source of this 1644-nucleotide messenger RNA. RefSeq names its product phosphatidylinositol glycan anchor biosynthesis, class M (gene pigm). Lineage: Eukaryota; Metazoa; Chordata; Actinopteri; Toxotidae. Bases 201 to 1436 code for a protein of 411 amino acids. Gene Ontology annotation, biological process: GPI anchor biosynthetic process. The record is from RefSeq and is a predicted model, not a curated record. Gene Ontology annotation, cellular component: glycosylphosphatidylinositol-mannosyltransferase I complex; membrane. The transcript has 8 exons. Gene Ontology annotation, molecular function: alpha-1,4-mannosyltransferase activity; GPI mannosyltransferase activity.
GAUCUUCCUGGCUGUCAUGUUUGAAACCUAGACCGUAUAAAAAGAAACUUCGUUCGUGAAACAUGACGAUAAUAUUUCCACACAUCUGUAGAAGUUGAGAUGGCCGCGGAGCAGCGGACGGUUUGCUCGGCGAACUGCAGCUCAGAGUAGUUAGCUGACUUAGCUUCUGCCUGCUAAUCUGCGCUCCUGCUCGGUCGGAGAUGGAGCGGCUGAUCUCCAGGCUCACGGAGACACGCGUCCUGUUCUCGGUUUCCCUCGCUGUGCGACUGGCUCUGGUCGCCUACGGAGACCACCAGGACAGGACUAUGGUGGUGAAGUACACUGACAUUGACUACCAUGUGUUCACAGACGCGGCCAGGUUCAUUACCGAGGGUGAGUCUCCGUACAACAGAUCAACCUACCGCUACACUCCUCUGCUGGCCUGGCUUCUCACCCCCAACAUCUACCUCAGCGUGGUAUUUGGAAAGAUCCUGUUUGUUGUCUGUGAUGUGCUGUCAGGUCUGCUCAUCUACAGAAUCCUCCGCCUGCGAGGUCUGGGCUCUGAGACUGCACGUCGUGUUUCUUCUCUGUGGCUCCUCAACCCACUGCCCAUGGGAGUAUCGAGCCGAGGGAAUGCUGAGUCCAUCCUGGCAGCCCUGGUGCUGGGGACAUUACUCUGUGUGGAAGGCCGGCGUCUCAGGUGGGCAGCUGUUCUGUACGGCCUGUCAGUCCAUAUGAAGAUCUACCCCAUUACAUAUGCUCUUCCCAUUGCACUGAGCCUGCGUUCACCAGAGACCAGAGCCGAGGACAAAGAGAGGUGGAGGAGGUUCCUCAGGUUCAUCGGCAGCUUCCUGAACGCAGAGCUCUUCCUCUUUGGAAGUGUGGCCGGAGGAGUUUUCUGUGCGCUCACAGCACUCUUCUAUUCCAUGUACGGUUGGGAGUUCCUUCAUGAGACCUACUUGUACCAUCUGACCAGACGGGACAUCAGACACAACUUCUCUCCAUACUUCUACAUGCUCUACCUCACCGCAGACAGCAGGUGGAGCCAGUGGCUUGGCCUGGCUGCCUUUCUCCCACAGCUCAUCCUGCUGUCGGUAGCAUCAUGGUCCUUUCACUCCGACCUGGCCUUUUCCUGUUUCCUUCACACGGCCGUCUUCGUCUCCUUCAACAAAGUCUGCACAUCACAGUACUUCCUGUGGUACCUGUGCUUACUUCCACUGGUCAUCCCUCACCUGAGCCUGUCACUGAAACAGGGACUGGGACUGCUGCUCCUCUGGUUUGCUGGGCAGGCCAUGUGGUUGGGCCCAGCCUACUUCCUGGAGUUUGAAGGGUACAACACCUUCCUGAUGAUCUGGCUCACUGGUUUGCUCUUCCUGAUCAUCAACUGCUUCAUCCUGACUCAGAUCAUAGUCCAUUACAAACCAGCACAGACUCCACAGAGACGAAAGGCUGAGUGAUGCUCAGGAUCUUCUGACUUCGACCGCAGCUUCAGUAUAAAGAUUCAAAGGAUUUUCCACAUUCCACUUGUUUUUAACCAAAGACGAUGGAUGCACAAAAAUAAAGUCUGUGUUCUGCUGAAUCUCAGUCUCUUCAGUGCUUUUACUGCUAAUUACUUUGUCAUGUAACCAUUGUACGGUAAUCUUACCACAGACCAGUCAUACUCAU